Hevea brasiliensis (rubber tree) is the source of this 1698-nucleotide messenger RNA. RefSeq names its product F-box protein PP2-A14. Gene Ontology annotation, molecular function: protein binding. The transcript is spliced from 3 exons. The coding region runs from base 425 to 1282 and encodes 285 amino acids. The record is from RefSeq and is a predicted model, not a curated record. Lineage: Eukaryota; Viridiplantae; Streptophyta; Magnoliopsida; Malpighiales; Euphorbiaceae.
UUGAGAAUUUAAGGGGGAAUAGACCUUCUUUUUAUCUUCAUUUUGCACAAUAUCAAUUGGAAAAUAAUUGUAGAAUUAUUCUCCUGGGAAACAAGUUAGGUUUCAGAUUAUAUUCCUUAGAAUUAAUUAUGGAAUAAAUUCCACGCCCACUCGUUUACACGUUUCUUUACAACUCCUUUUGAUUAUUAAAUACUAUUUUCCAAUAUUUCUCUCAAAACCCCCAAGCUCAGUAUUCCUCUUCAAUUCUUACUUGUACAUGAAGAAAAUGCCAACGCCUUCCUCAAUCUCUCCUCCUCCUCUUUCCCUUAGGAUUUAUCAUCUCCUCCUCUACCUUUAAGCAGUUUCUUUAUUUAGGAUCGUUUAUGCUUUAAUAUAUUUUUUUUUUUCAAUAUUAUUCAUCAUCAUCAUCUUCUUCUUCUUCUUUAUGGGGGUUGGUUUCUCUGGUUUUGCUUCACCCAGUGGUGGAGGUCCUUCUCCAUCAAGACCCAGUCUUGAUGAUGUGCCGGAGGGUUGUGUCUCUUCCAUUCUUAUGUACUUGGAUCCACCGGAGAUAUGUAAACUGGCCGGGUUGAACCGAACCUUCCAUGGCGCUUCUUUAGCCGAUUUUGUGUGGGAGACGAAGUUGCCAUCAAACUAUAAAGUUCUUGUUAAGGAAGUUUUACAAGAAAGUCCAGAGAGUUUGAGCAAGAAGGAGAUUUAUGCAAGAUUAUGUCAAGCUAAUUGCUUCGAUGGUGACACCAAGCAAGUUUGGCUGGAUAAGAGUAGUGGCAAGAUUUGUCUGUCGGUUUCAUACAAGGCAUUGAAAAUUACUGGGAUAGAUGAUCGGAGAUAUUGGAAUCAUAUGUCAUCUGGGGAAUCCAGGUUCCAUAUGAUUGCAUAUCUUCAACAAAUUUGGUGGUUUGAAGUAGUUGGAGAAAUAGAGUUUGAAUUUCCUCCAGACACAUAUAGCCUCUUCUUCAGGCUUCAAUUAGGCAAAGCAUCAAAAAGAUUUGGGCGACGAGUGUGUAACAUGGAUCAAAUUCAAGGAUGGAAUAUAAAACCCGUCCAAUUUCAGCUAUCAACAUCCAACGGCCAGCGUGCUUUGUCGGAAUGUUACUUGCAUGAACAAGGAAAUUGGGUUUACUAUAAUGUUGGUGAAUUCACAGUCGAUAAACUUCACCCACAAAUUAAGAUAAAGUUUUCGAUGAUGCAGAUUGAUUGUACGCAUAUUAAAGGUGGUGUAUGCCUGGAUUCUGUGUUAAUAUGCCCUAGUGAGUUGAGACACAAAUUAAACCAAUUUUAAGCAGUCAAGGCAAAUCUUUUGAGUUAGCUGGUAAAAUUUUACAUAUACAGGGUACAUAGAUAAGGGGAUAGAAACACGUCUAUCGGGAAAACUGGGUGUUUUUUUUUUUUUUAAAGUACAUCUGGGCCUGGUGUUUGUGAUUGUAAGGCUUCAAGCUUCAUGGAUACCCAAGUGGGUAGCUUUUUUUUUUCUCCACAAUCUUAUUUACUUGUACAAGUACAUUACCGCCAUGUAAUUAGCUUGCUAGAGUAUUUUCCCCUCCUCUUAUUGAAGCAGAGACAAUGUAAAGUUUUUUCUUUUCCUCCACUUAUUAAAGAGGGGAAUGUAAUGCAAGUUCAGCUUUUAUAUGUACAUAAAUUUCCAAUCCUAAAUAACAUGAGUAGAAGUGGUGAAGAAGGGUGUAUUGUGUUCUCUAA